Aureobasidium subglaciale EXF-2481 is the source of this 1740-nucleotide messenger RNA. RefSeq lists its product as uncharacterized. Gene Ontology annotation, molecular function: mRNA binding. NCBI's taxonomy places the organism in Eukaryota, Fungi, Ascomycota, Dothideomycetes, Dothideales, Saccotheciaceae. The transcript has a single exon. The record is from RefSeq and is a predicted model, not a curated record. The coding region runs from base 1 to 1740 and encodes 579 amino acids.
AUGUCCACCCUUCCCAAUCUAGGGAACUUUUCGCCGCCGAAUCAGUCCAAUGGUACGAAGCACAUGAACCUCUUUACCAGCCCAGAUACUCUUUCUCAGCUCCCGGGCUUGUCGCCUACCAGGGACAGACGCAACAACCACAGGAACUCGGAGCCCUCAGACGCUCUUGUCCGGUGGAUGAUCCGCAUUCGACGCCUUCCUCGCCAUUUCACCGACGACGCUCUUGGCAAUCUGCUCAUCUUCGCAAAGGAUAUCGACGACACAAAGUUCGUACAGCCAUCCGACCAGUCGACCGGAGAAGACUCGGGUUUCUCCAGUGCUAUUGCUAUCUUCCACUCCGAGGCCGGUGCUAUGGAAGCGAAAGAAUGCCUCGACGGCAAGACUCUGAGUGGUCAUCAAGCACCCAUGAUCGUCGAGGUCAUAUCCCCUACCCCGGCCAACUACAACGGAUCUAGGCGCAACACCGUCGACGGCACAGCAAUUCGACAGCAAACCAUCUCCGGUGCCUCGAACAACCCAAACCUUUCCGAGAACACUUUGAGUCGUCAGUCGUCUCGCUUCACCAGUACCUGGCAGAACAUUCCGUCACAGAACGUUACUUCGCCACUCACCUCUCCGCUUGUCUCCACUGCAAAUGUCUUUGACUUCCCUGCUCCCGAUGGCAGUAAUCGCCUUCAAGGCCUCUUCUCACCCCAGUCUCCUGUUGCCAACGCUUACAGUGACUUGAACCGAGUCUCUGGCAAGUCUGUCAUCAACGCUGGUCAGGAUGACGACGAGACAGGCGAGCUCCUCAAGGAUCCCGUUGGGUAUGCCCUAAACGGCCGCAACUACGACAGUGUCUUGUCUAGCUUCAACAAUCUUUCUCUCGAUACAAGCCGUACGAACGGAAAUUCCUACUCCAGCUACGUGGCCUCUCCGUCAAGUCCGAACUACGCUUCUCCGCACUCAGUUCGAUCUCCAGCUUUGCCCGGCCCAGCCAGGGCUCCAACUGCAAGCUCUGACGGGACCUAUCAGACAAGGAACCUGAAGCACGAUUACCCCCCGGCAAACCCGGCCGACCAGAAUCCCCCUUGCAAUACUCUUUACGUUGGCAAUCUUCCAGUCAAUACCAGCGAAGACGAACUGAAGUCUCUGUUCUCCAAGGCUAGAGGAUUCAAGCGACUUUGUUUCCGCACAAAAUCGAACGGGCCCAUGUGUUUUGUCGAGUUUGAGGACACUUCUUACGCAUCUCACGCGCUGCACGAGCUAUACGGAGUUCAGCUGCACAACAGUUACAAAGGAGGUAUCCGGGUCAGCUUCUCCAAGAACCCAUUGGGGGUCAGAAGCGAUAAUAGGAAUCAUCCCGGGAUGGGUCCUCACGCUGGUCCGCCCGGAUAUGGUAACGGUAUGCCAGGUUCAAACUUCGGCGCCGCAGCAGGUCCACCUCCAGGACUUCCUGGUCUGCCAGGUCAACAAACUCAUGUGGCCCCUCCUAUGCACAACAACGCAGGACGAGGAGGCUAUGCUCCUCAAUCUUUGUACAGGGCAUCAAGUCCUUACAACCACAACUAUUCCCAGCAAGGCCCGACUGGCCCGAACGGCUAUCACCCGGCUUCCCGCAACCUCUCUGCUGGUCAACACUCAUACCAACAGCAAUUUGGUAGCAUGAACAGCUUCCUGGACCAGAACCCUCCAGUCAACGGCAACUCCUACUCUAACGGCAACGGUCAAAACGGGUUCAACAGCCAUAAUGGAAGAUAG